GCUAGCUAGCUACAUGACCCCUCCUUCUCGACGAGAUUACACAUCGCGUUACUGAAUUACUUCUCGUUGUCGCCCAACCUCGGGUAAUCGGCAGCACUACUGUUUUACCUUUUCCCUAACGGAGCCACGAUCGCAGGACUAACAAUCUAAAGACCACGAACUGCACAGCCAUGGCAGAAAACGCCGGCUUAGAUAACCACAGAAUCAAGAGCUUCAAAAACAAGGGCCGAGAUGUCGAGACCAUGCGAAGACAUCGCAACGAAGUGACAGUUGAGCUGAGAAAGAACAAGAGAGAUGAGCACCUACUGAAGAAGAGGAACGUGCCUCAGGAGGAGAGCUUGGAGGACUCGGACGUUGACUCUGACUUCAAAGGGCAAAAUGUCACGCUAGACGCUAUCUUACAGAAUGCCACCAGUGACAAUGGGCUGGUGCAGCUCAGUGCUGUGCAGGCAGCCAGAAAACUCCUCUCCAGCGACAGAAACCCCCCCAUCGAUGACUUGAUAAAGUCUGGCAUCCUGCCCAUCCUGGUCAAAUGCCUGGACAGGGAUGAUAAUCCCUCUCUCCAGUUUGAGGCGGCAUGGGCGUUGACCAACAUAGCGUCAGGGACGUCAGCUCAGACCCAGGCUGUGGUCAAGUCCAACGCCGUGCCCCUGUUCCUCAUGCUGCUGCAAUCCCCACACCAAAACGUGUGUGAACAGGCCGUGUGGGCACUAGGCAACAUCAUCGGUGACGGGCCCCAGUGCAGAGACUACGUGAUCUCGCUGGGCGUGGUCAAGCCCCUGCUGUCCUUCAUCAACCCCUCCAUCCCCAUCACCUUCCUCCGCAACGUCACCUGGGUCAUCGUCAACCUCUGCCGCAACAAGGACCCCCCGCCCCCCAUGGAGACAGUCCAGGAGAUUCUACCUGCACUCUGUGUAUUAAUAUACCACACUGACAUAAAUAUCCUGGUGGACACAGUGUGGGCGUUGUCCUACCUCACAGACGGAGGCAACGAGCAGAUCCAGAUGGUGAUCGACUCUGGCGUGGUUCCCUACCUGGUGCCCCUGCUCAGCCACCAGGAGGUCAAAGUUCAGACGGCAGCUCUGAGGGCGGUGGGGAACAUAGUGACGGGGACGGACGAGCAGACCCAGGUGGUGCUCAACUGUGACGUCCUCUCCCACUUCCCCAACCUGCUCACACACCCCAAGGAGAAGAUCAACAAGGAGGCGGUGUGGUUCCUGUCCAACAUCACCGCAGGCAACCAGCAGCAGGUGCAGGCCGUCAUCGACGCUGGACUGCUGCCCAUGAUCAUCCAGCAACUGGCUAAGGGAGACUUUGGCACCCAGAAGGAGGCUGCCUGGGCCAUCAGUAACCUGACCAUCAGUGGGAGGAAGGACCAGGUGGAGUACCUGGUGGAGCAGAAUGUGAUCCCUCCGUUCUGCAGCCUGCUGGCCGUGAAGGACUCCCAGGUGGUGCAGGUGGUUCUGGACGGGCUGAAGAACGUCCUCAUCAUGGUGGGCGAGGAGGCCAGCACCAUCACCGAGAUCAUCGAGGAGUGUGGAGGCCUGGAGAAGAUUGAGAACCUCCAGCAGCACGAGAACGAGGACAUCUACAAGCUGGCCUUUGAGAUCAUCGACCAGUACUUCUCAGGAGAUGACAUCGACGAGGAUCCCAGUCUGAUCCCAGAAGCAACUCAGGGUGGAACCUUCAACUUUGACCCCGCCACCAACCUACAGACAAAGGAGUUCAAGUUCUGAAGGGCCGACUAUCCAGCAGAUCUCCCAGCUGCUCCGCCCCCUCCCUGUCUUCACCCUCCGCCCCCCUCCCAGAACAAUACCACCAGGCUAGCACUGAACUAGGGAUGGCGGGACCAGUCGACUGUCCCUCACAUCUCCCUCUGCUUCUAAAUGUUCCAGAAAGAGGCAAGCUUCAACGCCCAUCAUUCUGCGUUUGCCAAAAAAAGUUGCUUUCUUCCUUUCUCCUACACACAUACGAACACACACACAGAGACUAACCCUAACACACACAGAGAUCUGAAGUCAUGAAAGUGCACGGACCUACGAACUAAUCAUCCCAUCGGUUCAGCAGUGGCGCCCUCUUUUUGACGAGCAGUAGUGAGCAUCAUUUAGGCCAUCCUCCUGUGGUGGUGUGUUCACAGCGAGGACAGGAGCUCUCCGGAACACUCGGCGACCUCGGAAGCUCACCUUACUGUUUUUUUUUUGUUGGUCUGAACAUUCUCUUAACCGAUUCUAAUUGAUGAUGUCACUAAGGGCUUCUGAGAAAGUCCUGGAUUGGUGAGCCUUAGGGGGUUCUAAAAUAGAACUGAAAUGUAACACCUGUAGAACUUACCUCCCCCGGGGCUCAUCUAGAGAGGAAGGCUAUGGUAUGGAAAAAUGUCGGCCCAAGUGGACUUAAAGAAUGCAACCGGCCACCACUGCUAUUAUUUACCUUCUACAGUUUUUGGGAUAUAAAAUAAUUAUGAAAUCAAUGAAAGUAAUCAGUGGAAACGGUGAAAUCAAUGCAACUUUUUUUUUUUCUUCUUGAAAGAAAAAUAAGGAAUUUUACUUCUGUAGCAUUGUUCCAUUCGUUGCCGAUGGAACCUGAGGAGAAACAAAACCAAGAUGAUCCUGAGGGCUGGAGAGGAUGAAUGGGAGUGGACCUGGUUUCUUUUGAGGUUAUCUUGUGCUACUCCUCUUUACCCUCCCAUCGUUCUAAGUGCACCCUCGCUGAAAAUAAUGCUAUUCUCUAAACUGUAUUGAACCCCAUCAAAGAAGCCUUACGUGACCAGGCUUCAACUGGGCUUCACAACAACGAAAAAUGACACAAAUCUCUCCUUUUUUUUGAGAGUAACAUCCAUAAUUUGACAUUGAAAGACUCAAGAAACUGGAGUAUUUGGGAGAUGUACAGGCGUAGAGAAAGAGAGAGACAAUGUUGGAAGACUUGCUUUCAUUUGUGGUUGUCCCACUCCUGCAGUGUCUGUUUAGUUUCAUGCACACAUCCAGGUUGUCCUAUCUGCUUGCCGUGCGUGGAAUAAGCAAUGUCCUUCGAGAAGUCUAACUGUGGAUGCAGUGCUUCAUUUGACCUUACAGUCGUCUCAUGUUUUCUCCUGUACUAUAUUCUACAAAUGGAAAUAUACAAUGAAAAAAAAAAUGUAUUCCUACAAUUCUGACUGGGUCUGUAAAAACAAAAAUAGAAAAAAAAGUUGUUGACUGGUUCAGGAGAGAUGUUGUAUUUACUGUUAAUAUGAACGGAUAGUUUUGUUUUAAACACGGUGAUCUAUGAUGGUGAUGAUGUCAGGAUUGAUAUUGGGCUUUCUUGCUCUUGGAUUGGAUUGGUUUUAGUUUGGUCUGGGUUGGUUUCCACCCUCAAGCAUUUAUUUGUGAAGGGACUUGGAAUGAAACAUUACAUUUGAACUAAUGUAGUUUAAUAUUAUGUUUAUUAUUUUAUUUUGUGGCUGCUAACUACUGAGAAGAACUAGGGGUUUGAUUGGAGCAGCCCAUGCCUUUUUGGACUUGCCAUUCAAUAGAUGAUAUAACGUAUGGACCUGUGUACAGUCUUGGAUAUACGUGUCCAGGAAGAGCCACUUUAAAGAAUGGAAUUUUAGUCUUGUAUCAGAAACUGAUACAAGCUUAUGCUCUUUCGCAAGAUUUUUACUUGCUGACGAAACGUAUACUAAAGAAAGAAAAAGCAACAGAUAGCAUUUUGGCCUCUGAUUGUCUUACUUUUUUUUAUCAAUUUUAGAAUCCAUUUCUCUUUAAGGUGGCUCACAAAUGUUUCUUUCAACUCUUGUGCAUAUUAAAGAAAAUAUUGAGUUGAA
This is a messenger RNA of Osmerus eperlanus (European smelt), 3796 nucleotides long. It is a transcript of the gene kpna3, whose product is annotated as karyopherin alpha 3 (importin alpha 4). The record is from RefSeq and is a predicted model, not a curated record. The transcript is spliced from 17 exons. Gene Ontology annotation, biological process: NLS-bearing protein import into nucleus. The coding region runs from base 171 to 1736 and encodes 521 amino acids. Gene Ontology annotation, molecular function: protein binding; nuclear import signal receptor activity. Gene Ontology annotation, cellular component: nucleus; cytoplasm. Lineage: Eukaryota; Metazoa; Chordata; Actinopteri; Osmeriformes; Osmeridae.